AUGGGUUCUAACAAUCAUUUUUUGGUCCUUAUUGUCUAUGUUGAUGGUGUCCUUAUUGCAGGAGCUCAUGAGCUUGACAUCAUAAAUGUGAAGCAUUUUCUUGAUAAAAAAUUCACAAUAAAUUACCUUAGGUAUGUUAAUUACUUUCUCAAGCUGGAGAUUGCAAGAUCAUCUGUUAGUACUUUCUUAAGUCAGCGUAAAUAUGUUCUUGACACUAUCAAGGACGUAAGGCUUAUGCAAGCUAAGAUUGUAGAUUUUCUAAUGCCAAAAGUUUUAAAGCUUAACACUAAUGAUGAUUGGGCCGCAUGCCCCAUGUCAUGGAAGUCUAUCAUGGGAUUCUGUAUUUUCUUAAGAUCCUCUCUUGUCUCUUUGAAAUCCAAGAAGUAA
Hevea brasiliensis (rubber tree) is the source of this 387-nucleotide messenger RNA. RefSeq lists its product as uncharacterized. The transcript has 2 exons. The record is from RefSeq and is a predicted model, not a curated record. Bases 1 to 387 code for a protein of 128 amino acids. NCBI's taxonomy places the organism in Eukaryota, Viridiplantae, Streptophyta, Magnoliopsida, Malpighiales, Euphorbiaceae.